AUGAAAAAAAUGAGUAACAUCUAUGAAUCAGCAGCCAAUACUCUGGGAAUCUUUAGCAGCCCCUGCCUGACCAAGGUAGAAUUGAGAGUGGCAUGCAAAGGCAUUUCUGACAGAGAUGCCCUCUCUAAACCAGAUCCCUGUGUCAUACUGAAAAUGCAGUCUCAUGGACAAUGGUUUGAGGUUGAUCGGACAGAAGUCAUAAGAACUUGCAUAAACCCUGUCUUCUCAAAGCUAUUCACAGUGGAUUUUUAUUUUGAAGAAGUUCAGAGGCUACGAUUUGAAGUCCAUGAUAUCAGCAGCAAUCACAAUGGGCUGAAAGAAGCAGAUUUCCUUGGUGGCAUGGAGUGUACUCUGGGGCAGAUUGUUUCUCAGAGAAAACUUUCAAAAUCUUUAUUGAAACAUGGCAACACAGCAGGCAAAUCUUCCAUAACGGUAAUCGCUGAAGAAUUAUCUGGCAAUGAUGACUAUGUUGAGCUUUCCUUUAGUGCAAGAAAAUUAGAUGACAAGGAUUUCUUCAGCAAAUCUGAUCCCUUUCUGGAAAUCUUCCGAAUGAACGAUGAUGCAACCCAACAGCUUGUUCACAGGACCGAGGUGGUGAUGAAUAACUUAAACCCAGCUUGGAAGGCAUUUAAGGUGUCUGUAAAUUCUCUUUGCAGCGGUGACCAAGAUCGCAGACUGAAGUGCAUAGUCUGGGACUGGGAUUCCAAUGGCAAGCAUGACUUCAUUGGAGAAUUCAGUUCAACUUUCAAGGAAAUGCGAGGAGCAAUGGAAGGAAGACAGGUUCAGUGGGAGUGUAUAAACCCCAAGUAUAAAGUAAAGAAGAAGAAUUACAAGAACUCUGGCAUCGUCAUUCUCAAUCUGUGCAAGAUUCACAAGAUGCAUUCAUUCUUAGAUUACAUAAUGGGUGGCUGCCAAAUACAGUUUACAGUAGCUAUAGAUUUUACAGCCUCAAAUGGUGAUCCUCGGAACAGCUGUUCUCUCCACUACAUCCAUCCAUAUCAACCAAAUGAAUACUUGAAGGCACUAGUUGCUGUUGGGGAAAUCUGCCAAGACUAUGACAGGUGA
This is a messenger RNA of Protobothrops mucrosquamatus (brown spotted pit viper), 1065 nucleotides long. RefSeq names its product copine-4. Lineage: Eukaryota; Metazoa; Chordata; Lepidosauria; Squamata; Viperidae. The record is from RefSeq and is a predicted model, not a curated record. Gene Ontology annotation, molecular function: calcium-dependent phospholipid binding. Gene Ontology annotation, cellular component: plasma membrane. Gene Ontology annotation, biological process: cellular response to calcium ion. Bases 1 to 1065 code for a protein of 354 amino acids. The transcript is spliced from 10 exons.